Thermothelomyces thermophilus ATCC 42464 is the source of this 1113-nucleotide messenger RNA. RefSeq names its product glycoside hydrolase family 28 protein. Gene Ontology annotation, molecular function: polygalacturonase activity. The transcript is spliced from 3 exons. Bases 1 to 1113 code for a protein of 370 amino acids. The record is from RefSeq and is a predicted model, not a curated record. NCBI's taxonomy places the organism in Eukaryota, Fungi, Ascomycota, Sordariomycetes, Sordariales, Chaetomiaceae. Gene Ontology annotation, biological process: carbohydrate metabolic process.
AUGCGGUUCUCGACACUGUUCCCGGUGCUCAGCACCGUCGUCCUCCCGUCCUCGGCCGCCCUCGUCAAGGAAGGCUCAAGGUGCGUCGUGAGCCCCAUCUCGGCCGCCGUCGCCUCCUCCGAGGAGGGCGGACUGGUCGCGCGCCAGUCCCAGGUGGACGACACGCCGCAGAUCCUCGAGGCCUUCUCGCAGUGCGGCCAGGAUGGCACCAUCAUCCUGCAGGAGGGCACCUAUCACAUCCGGCAGGUCAUGGACACGACCAACCUGCGCAACGUGUCCAUCGAGAUCUACGGCACGCUGGUCUGGAGCGCCGACAACCUCGACUACUGGCGGCGGGCCAGCUUCGACGUCGUCUACGCCGGCCGCCAGACCGCCUGGCGCAUCGGCGGGCGCGACAUCACCAUGCGCGGCUUCGGCAAGGCCCUCUUCGACGGCAACGGCCAGGCCUGGAUCGACCUGGCCAACGGCGCGUCCAACCUGAACGGGAGGCCCAUCUCGCUGACCGUCUGGUACGGCACCAACGUGUUGAUCGACGGCAUCACCUGGCGGAUGGCGCAGUUCUGGCACACUUUUGUUGCCCACUCGGAGAACGUGACCAUGACCAACUUGGACAUGUACACCCUCUCUUCCAACGGUAGGAGUUCCCAGAACACGGACGGGACGGAUACCUGGAACUCCAAGAAUAUCUUCAUCGCGAACUGGACGGUGACCUGUGGUGAUGACUGCAUCGCUGUCAAGGGUAACAGCACCAAUGUCCACGUCAAGAACGUGGCAUGCACCGAGUCCGGCGCCACCGUCAUCGGCAGCAUCGGCUCCAACGCGUGGCAGCCCGACUACGUCGAGAACGUCGUGUUUGAGAACAUCACGGCCAAGCACUCGAGCAACGCCGCCUGGAUCAAAACGUACCCUGGAACGGGAUACGUCCGCAACGUCACCUUCCGCAACAUCCACUUCGAGGACGUCAACCAGCCCAUCUACCUAUCCUCGUGCAUCUGUACGUCUUGGCCUCCUCCUUUCCCUCCCUUCCUAUCGCCUCCUUUCUUUCUUCCCCAAACUUGUAAUUGUAAUAAUAAUAAUAAUAAUAAUAAUAAUAACAGAAAAAGGGGAAACUAA